UAUUGAACACCGCAGACUGGCUUUGCAAGAGAGAGGACACACUUGCUGAACAUCUUAAUCGGGCAACUUUCAACAAUUACCACAUUCCCGAGUUCGAUCCCAAGGAAUACUCACGUGUGUUGCUCUGUUUUUCGCCGGGGAAAAGAUCGGCCAUGCCCCGCCUGUAUGUGUUCCUGGCUGUCCUAGUCUAUACAUGUGUGUCCGUGAAUCGUAUAUCGGCGGAGGAAUUGAAAAGCAAGUCAAAAACAGAAGAGAACUAUUUCUCUCCAGGAGAACUAAAAUGGCCGACCGGGAACGGGGUAUAUGAAGACGAGAUACAAGCUUUGGACGAGGAUGGCAAAGGAAAUGUAGGACGUAUUGCCGAAAGGGAGAACCGGUCUUCUGGGACCUCUCUGUGGACAAAGAUCCUCAACAGAAUAGGAAAAACACAGGAAACAUUCGGCUCUUCCGGUCAGUAUCCGAACUUGCCUGGCAAGGCAAAGAACGAAAGGCGGUAUAUAGCUCCCCAAAGUGUCUGGGCAAAGCUCAAGCGGAAUCAACCCGGGAUGCCUUCAUUUGACGCAGAGCGAGCAAUGAAUGACGGGAAAUUUAUAACACAGAACAAGAAACGAGGCCUGUCUAUAAAUGGCGCAUUAUCUUCCUUGGCGAAUAUGCUUUCGGCGGAGGGUCAACGCAGAGACCACGCCGCGGCGCUUCGACUUCGACAACGCCUUCUAGUGGCAGGAAAACGUUGAUCAAAGAGACGCAAUUCAUGGAUUCAAAUUUGUUCGGUCUUAAAAGACUUCUAGUGACAAUCUAACACUUCCCAACGAAAUAUCGUGCUUAAGGGCAACAGAGUGUAAACAUGUACAGGUUGGAAUAUGACUUUCAAAUAUUUUUGAAAUGAUGACAGUGAACUUACGGUUCAGUUGCAAGGAAUAAGUCAACAACAUUUUUAAUAUGGAUGGUUUUGAAUUCAAUUUUAUUGUGAUAAUGAUAACCUCAAGUAAAGGAUUGUUCGACAUAUUUUCACGAGGUCGGAUCUGACAACAUACGUGAACACUAUUGUUUGUGUUAUAAACAGAGACGAUUCUGUUCCGUAUUGCAGCCGCUCAAACAGAGCAUGAAAAAUAGAUGGUCCACAUUUUAUUACUGACAAAUACAUUGGCAUUAGUUCUUGUAAUGCAAAGUUGUUCUAGCCUGUGUUUUUUUAUUUGCAGAAAUUUAGACAGAUACAAAGCUCAUAUCUUAUAAUAAUUAUUGUGCUUUUCUACCAAGCCAUAUGCCCAAAUGCCCUUCGCUUGUGUUGCUAGUAAACUUUGACAGUAAAAGUUAAACCGAUAAUGUUUUCAAAAAUACAGAUUACCAUUUUUAAUAAGUGAAUGUUUCAUCAACCUUAACAGGCCGUUGGAGGUGUUAUUAGACCUAGUUUAACAAGACGACGACUUACAAUCUGCUCCCUGUUCGACACCUUGCCCUUGCGCAUCUUCACCACUCUGUUUAUGCAGCAACAGAAUUCAUUUGGUUCUGUUUGCAAUCGUCCCAUUGAGAUUCAUACCGUUUACAAAGAACAAACUCUGCGCUAAAUCCCCCGACCCCAAUUCCGUUUCCGUUAACGUUAUUCCGUAACGAUUGUGAAUUCAACCAAUUAAACUGCUGUGGAACGCUGAAGUACUUCACGACAAACGGAGAUUUUACGUUAAUGGGGUGUUGUUAAUAUCUGCUGGGAUUGUAAAUCGCCAUAUUCCAUAAGCUGUACAAAUUUAUACCAAUGAUAAUGUUGGCGAUAUUGGAAACUGCCUUGAUUCUUUGACUACAAUAUGUUAACACUCGAAGCUCUUCACGUACGGUAUUAUUUUGUUUAUUUGAGACAUAUCAAAACAUGAGGCAACCAAACCGCUAUGAUAUUGGAAUUGUUAUAUCACACAGCGUGAAUGACUGUUUGUUUGGUUCAGAACUAUAUGGGCAGGAUCCAAGGACAACCAUUUCUCACGGAGGAAACUAAAGCGUGUUAUGACAGAACUGAGGGUUUAACGUCCUUAGGGACAGCCUUUAAACAAUCGUUGCUAGGGGCUUAAGUUUACCGGAAUUUCGAGGCAUGAAUUCUUGCUCUAUAUUUGAUAAACAUUUAAGAUAUAUUCCAAUCAGUUUAACAAGUACCCGUGGGGGGUACUUGAUAAUGAUUCACACACGAUACAUAGCUAUGAUUCAAUUACAACAGAUUAAUUCAACACAUGAAUUAAGGCGGGCGUCGCACUAUCUGCACUGGCUUGCUCAAUAUAUAUAAACAUGUUCACGAACAGAUUCUUUAUGUAGUAUAACUAAAAAUAACGAAUGUUGUAUUCUUCCUAAUAUAUUUUGUUGUGGAAUAAAGUGAUUGUUGCCAGUUA
Haliotis rufescens (red abalone) is the source of this 2369-nucleotide messenger RNA. RefSeq lists its product as uncharacterized. The record is from RefSeq and is a predicted model, not a curated record. The transcript is spliced from 2 exons. Lineage: Eukaryota; Metazoa; Mollusca; Gastropoda; Lepetellida; Haliotidae. Bases 153 to 734 code for a protein of 193 amino acids.